GGCUCCGGAAAAUCUCUGAGUCUGUCAGUUGAGAUGGGCUGUGGCGCAUCUUCUCGCUCAUACAAGGAGCCACGAAAGAUCGAGACCAAGUGGUUCCAUGACUUCGCCGGCAAGUUGCCAUCCUUGGAAGGCAAGGUCGUCCUUGUCACGGGCUGUACCUCAGGCACUGGCUUUGUGGCGGCACAGACUAUGGCCAAGAAAGGUGCCCAUGUGGUCAUGUUGAACCGGAAGAGUGGCCGGGCGGAGGAAGCCGAGAAGAAACUCCUGGAAGAAGCACCGGGUUCCAAGGUGACCUCCGUGGAAUGCGAUCUGCAAAGUUUCGAAAGCGUCCGCGGCUGCGCAGAGAAGUUGAAGGCGAUGUUUGGAGACACCGGCAUUGACGUGUUGUGUAACAAUGCUGGCGUCAUGGCGUUGGCGGACGAGGCCACGAAAGAUGGAUAUGAUGUGCAGAUGCAGACCAAUCACCUCUCCCACUUCCUUCUGACCAAAGAGCUCUUUCCAUUGCUGGAGAAAGGAGCUCAAAUGCGGGGCGAGGCGCGAAUUGUGAAUCACUCCUCGGGUGCGCGGGCACAGCCUAACAAAGUACUGGAUGCCAAAUAUCUGGGGAAAAACGGUGGCAAUUUGGGCGGCAAUGGUAGCUCGAUGAUCUUUGGCGGCGCACGUUGGCAGCGGUACCACCAGACCAAAUUGGCCAAUGCAGUCUUCACCCUGGGGCUUGCAGAUCGCCUCACAGCAGCCAACUCCAAGGUAAAAGCCUUGGUCUGUGCUCCGGGACUGGCUUCAACCAACCUGCAGGUGACCACCAACCAGAACGAUGGCAUGAGCGAAACCUGGGUCAUGCGAUAUGCGCAGUCUGCUGAAGAUGGCACCAUGCCAUUGCUCCAGUGCUGCGCUGGUGAAGGCGUAGCCAACGGUGACUUUUACGAACCGACCAAGAAGGCCAUGGGGAUGCGCGCCACCGGGCCACCGGCGAAGUUUGAUUUGGAGAAGAUCUGCACCAAGGAAGAGUCGCGAAAGAUUCUGUGGGAGGAAAGUGAAAAGGCUUGCGGUGUGUUCACCAUCGGCUGAGGUGGCCAUGGACGAAGAUCCAUUGGACCAAUUUCAGCUGGAACUUUGAAUUCUCGCAA
Messenger RNA from Cladocopium goreaui, 1127 nucleotides. The record is from the annotation of a GenBank genome assembly. NCBI's taxonomy places the organism in Eukaryota, Dinophyceae, Suessiales, Symbiodiniaceae.